Molecule: messenger RNA, 1011 nt
Organism: Scutellospora calospora
Lineage: Eukaryota; Fungi; Glomeromycota; Glomeromycetes; Diversisporales; Gigasporaceae
Source: the annotation of a GenBank genome assembly
AUGAAAGAAGAAACUCAAGCAAAUGAUAAAGGCAGAAUUAUAGUUGAAGUAGCCAAAUUUGGCCAAUUGGCUAAAGAAUGGUGGUCUCCAGACGGACCUGUAAAAUUGUUACAUAGUAUGAAUCCACUAAGGAUCUCAUAUAUUCGUAAACAAUUAUUUAGACAUAAUAAUGAAGAAUUAAAUACAGGACAAGAAAGUGAAUAUGAGAUAACAUCAUACGAUGAUCAAAUUCCGUUUAAAGAUUUACGAAUUUUAGAUAUUGGCUGUGGUGGUGGUGUUUUAUCUGAGCCAUUGGUUAGAUUAGGUGCAUCAGUUGUAGGGGCUGAUGCGUCUCCAGAAAAUAUUCAAAUAGCAAAAUUACAUGCUCGAAAAGAUCCAAGAUUAUAUUCUGGGCCAGGAAAUCUUGAAUAUAAAUCUAUAACUGCAGAGAAAUUGUUAGAGAAAGGGGAAUCAUUCGACAUCGUAUGCGCAAUGGAAAUUAUCGAACACGUAAAUCAUCCGGCAGAAUUUCUUAAAGCAUGUACUGAAUUAGUUAAGCCUGGAGGUUACUUAUUCCUUUCAACAAUAUCUCGUACUCCACUUUCAUAUAUAUUAACAAUUUUAUUAGCCGAACGUAUAUUUGGAAUAAUACCAAAUGGGACACAUGAUUUUAAAAAUUAUUUAAGACCUGAUGAAUUACAACAAAUUAUUGAAAAAAAUCAAAAUAAUGAUGAUUUAAAUUCUGAAGUAAUUGAUAAAUCCAUUUAUGGAAAGAAAUCAAGUAAAUGGGGAUACGUAACAGAUAUUACAGGAAUUGGAUUAAAUCCAAUUACAGGGAAAUGGUUCGAAUUUAAUAAUUGGGUACCAAGAAGAAUACAAUUAGAUGAAAAUAUUUCACACACAAUCUACCACAUAAUCAUUUCAAAAAGUCUCUUAAAAAUUGAUUUAAAUUUAUAUCCAAAAAAUAAGAUCCCAAAUUUUAUCAAUGAUAAUGUAACAGAACAAAUAAGAAGAAAAAAAAAAGAAGGAUAG